Molecule: messenger RNA, 1458 nt
Organism: Saprolegnia parasitica CBS 223.65
Lineage: Eukaryota; Oomycota; Saprolegniomycetes; Saprolegniales; Saprolegniaceae
Exons: 9
Coding region: 1-1458 (485 amino acids)
Biological process (GO): post-Golgi vesicle-mediated transport; intracellular protein transport
Cellular component (GO): clathrin coat of coated pit; cilium; clathrin coat of trans-Golgi network vesicle
Molecular function (GO): structural molecule activity; GTPase activator activity
Source: RefSeq, a predicted model, not a curated record
AUGGGCUAUUGUCUUUUUACCGCGACCGAUGGGACCGAGUUCGAGGACCGCGACGAGUGGCGCAAGUACGAGUUUGCGACCAACUUCACCUUCAAGGGCAAGAAGGACGAGACCUUGAUGAAGCUGCCGGGGCAGAUCGCCGGGCAACCGUUCGACAUGGCGGACCUCGAAGGCUGCCAAGUGCUGCUGCUCGACCACUGCGACCAAGUGCAGAUCGACAACCUCGUCAACUGCCGCGUCUUUAUCGGCCCGUCGUCCGAGUCGGUCUUUGUGCGCAAUUGCACCAACUGCGUCUUUACCGUGGCGUGCAAGCAGCUGAGGACGCGCGACUGCUCGCAGUGCCAUCUCUUUCUGUACGCGCUCACGGACCCGAUCAUCGAGACGUCCAACCAAAUGGUGUUUGCGCCCUUCAACGGCGCGUACCAUGGGCUCCGGAGCCACUUUGCGGCCGCGAAUCUCGAGCCCGAGAACAACCACUGGGCCAACGUGUACGACUUCAACGACCCGGACAAGACGGGCGAGAACUGGCGCCUCGUCACGGACGCGGUCGAGCCGUGGGUGAUUCCGCUCGAGCAGCUCGUGGCCGACGCCGAGGCCUUUGGGCCGUGCGAGAACCCCGUGCCCGCGAACGCGACGCCGAUCACACACGUCGAGGACCCGUCGCUGCAAUCGUUCUCGAUCGACACAUCCCAGCAAGAUGCGCAAGCGCACAUGGAGGCCGUCGCGCACAACGAUGAGAGCGUCGACGGCUUCGUGCCGUCGUCGGACGACAAUGCGCAGUUUUACGACGAAGCGCCGUCGCCGCCGAGCAGUACGUUCAACGACCCGCCGCCCGCGCCGAUCGAGUCGCAGCCGGUGCCGGUCGAAGGCUACUCGUCGAAGCCCGGCGGCUACUCGUCGCAGCCCAAGGCCGAAGCCUAUUCGUCGCAGCCCAAGGCGGCCGCCUACACGUCGCAGCCCAAAGCAGAGGCGUACUCGUCGCAGCCCAAGGCGGCCGCCUACACGUCGCAACCCAAGGACGGCGGCUUCACAUCGAUGCCCGACCCGCAGCAGAGCUGGCCGAUGCUGGAUGAGCUGGAGCAAAAGGCGGCCGCCGACGUCGAAGAGAAGCGCGUGAAGGAAGAAGCACUCAUCAAGGAAGUCCGCGCCAAGGCCGAAGAGGAUCUGGACAAGUACUAUGGGGACCGUACCGACAAGCUGGCCCACCGCGCGGCGACCAACCGCGAGCACGAAGAGCAAAAGAAGCAGACGCAAGCGGCGCUCGCGGCCGCGUCGGCCGAGCAGCCGUGGAACCGCGUGACGGACCUCGUCGACAUGUCGGCCCCGGUCAAGAUCAAGACGGACGCCGAAAAGAAGAAGAAGGACGACGUCGACCUCUUUGACACGACGCGCAUGCGCAGCCUCCUCGUGCAGCUCAAGAACACGGGCGGCCCCGAGACGAUCCGGGCCCAAGGCUAG